This is a messenger RNA of Ipomoea nil (Japanese morning glory), 882 nucleotides long. Its product is annotated as EG45-like domain containing protein. Bases 102 to 527 code for a protein of 141 amino acids. The record is from RefSeq and is a predicted model, not a curated record. The transcript is spliced from 3 exons. Lineage: Eukaryota; Viridiplantae; Streptophyta; Magnoliopsida; Solanales; Convolvulaceae.
ACAAUCCACAAUCAUAAAUAGCGUACACUGCACGUUCUUAUUGCUAAUUGAACAAAGCUUCAGAACAUUAAAUUUCGCUGCCUUAGCUUACUGAAAAGAAAAUGUAUACAGGUAGCAGAACCCUCUGUUUCUUUAUAAUUUUAUUCUUCCACUCUUUUUAUUUUCGUGCUUGUCAGGCAGAUGUGGGAACUGCAGCUCACUAUAGCCCUCCCUACUCGCCAACGACGUGUUUCGGGAGCGAUCCGACACAGUUUCCGUCGAGCAAUUUGUUCGCGGCGGCGGGAGAUGGGAUAUGGGACAAUGGAGCUUCGUGUGGAAGGCAAUACUUGGUGGGGUGUAUAAGUUCCAUAACGCCCGGAGCUUGCGUCAAGAACCAAACUAUACAGAUCAAGAUCGUUGACUACGCGCCGGGUGUGGUGUCCACGCCGUCUUCGUCCGGCACCACCAUUGUUUUGUCCGAUGAGGCCUUCGGACUUAUUGCGGAUGCUCUCGCUGAUUCUAUCAACAUUGAGUUUCAACAGGUAUAAACAACAAAAAUAUUUUGGUUUGUUGGUAGGGGUGAAGUCAGAAAUUUCAUUUAGUGGGGGCGAUUCGCCAUGUUAGCGAACAGAGCUUUCGGUAAGUGUUCGUUUAUGUUCGUUUAUUAAGGUAAACGAACAUUAACAAAUAAAAUUUAGAGCUCGAUUUAUAAACGAACAGAAUCUGAACAGUUGUAAGCUCGUUUGCUAAGAGAUCGUGAACAAGCUCGUUUGUGUUCGUUUAAUAAUGUUCACGAACAAGCUCGUUUAGUGUUCGUAUAAUAAUGUUCGUGAACAAGCUCGUUUGUGUUCGUUUAAUAUUUGUUUGUAUUCACUUUGUAGUUGUGUUACUUGUUUGGUUAUU